Geodia barretti is the source of this 345-nucleotide messenger RNA. The record is from the annotation of a GenBank genome assembly. NCBI's taxonomy places the organism in Eukaryota, Metazoa, Porifera, Demospongiae, Tetractinellida, Geodiidae.
GGCAUGGCCUACUCAAAGUCACGGAUGGGUAAAGAAUGUCAAAAAGGCUGAGAGACUGUGGUGGUUGUGGAAAAGAUUUGGGCAAUGGACCUACAAGCACAACUAUAGCCAGUGUCCUUGCAUGGGGCAAUUAUUUCAAAAAUGAUCCACCAACUUAUUGGAUGAGGACCACAGUUUGCAAUGCUAUCAAUGCGGCAAACUCUUCAAUUCUUGAAGAAUCCCACUUCAUCUUUGUCCUCGAGAAAGGGAAUGAAGUACCUAGCUACAUAGUUAGAUCUCGCCAAUAGCUAUAAUUGACUUUCACUGUUGUGUGUUGUUGAGAAUGCAUAGCUACAUGCAAGCAAA